CAAGCAGAGCAGAGCGGGACUGAGUAAGAGGAGGACAGAGACGCAGACGUGUGCAGACCAGAGCACAGCAACUCCACAAAGACAAGAGAGGAGAAGAGUUUGCAAGGAGAUAAUAAGAGAAAGAAAACAGCUUUUUUUUACAUCAGCAAACUGUGGUGGAUAUCAUACCUACAUCAAAAGAAAUCUAGAGGAACAAAAAGGAUUUGCUUUGCUUCACAGCUAAGAGGAAAAUAUUAGCAUUUGUUAUAGUUUUGUUUUUUAUUCAUAUUCACCACAAAUAUUGAAUUAUUCUACAGGACUUGUGAGGUGUAGCAGGUCUCUUGGUUUUUGCAGAGAAGCACAGAGACAAAGGUGGACAGAAAGAGAAGUAGGGGUUUGUUGAAGAGAAGCUGGCUGCAGUGGUGGUGAAUAUGCCCGUUAGAGGUAGCUGUUUUGGGGCAGGCAUGGGCAGGCUGGCCGGGCAGCCACUCUGGAUGUGGGUGGUGAUGCUCUCUGCUCUGCUCAUGGGCAAUGCUAGUGCCUGCCCAGCCCUGUGUACCUGCAGUGGCACCACAGUAGACUGCCAUGGACUGGGUCUCAGAACCAUGCCAAGGAAUAUUCCCCGCAACACUGAACGACUGGAGCUGAAUGGAAAUAACCUCACACGCAUCACCAAGAGUGACUUUGCUGGACUCAAAUACAUCCGAGUUCUGCAGCUGAUGGAGAAUCAGAUUACUGUGAUCGAGCGUGGGGCUUUUGAUGACAUGAAGGAGCUGGAGAGACUGCGACUGAACCGUAAUCAACUGCAGCAGCUUCCUGAGUUGCUGUUUCAGAAGAACCCUGCCCUGUCUCGACU
Molecule: messenger RNA, 835 nt
Organism: Morone saxatilis (striped sea-bass)
Lineage: Eukaryota; Metazoa; Chordata; Actinopteri; Moronidae
Product: slit homolog 2 protein-like
Cellular component (GO): plasma membrane
Molecular function (GO): protein binding
Source: RefSeq, a predicted model, not a curated record